UGGGAAAACAAGAAUCAACUCUUAAAUAUCUAAUCAUGAAGUGUAUAUUAUUUUUCGCCGGAGUUGUACUACUUCAAUUGAUUAACAGUACAUAUGGUGAUCCGGAAUAUGUUAAAUCAUGCGCCAGCGAACUUGGAAUAACAGAUGCUAUGCUUCAAGAGAGUCAUGAACAAAAUAUGGCACAACCACAAUUUCAUUGUUUCUAUGCCUGUGUUAUGAAGAAAGAGGGUAGUCUCACAGCCGGUAAUAAUAUAAGUUUGGAAAAAAUGAAGGGAAGAAUAACACAAGUUUUUGGAGAUAAUAGUGCUUCAGUACUUCAAGCAGGAGUUCAAUGUUAUCAACAAAUUAUGGGAGAAAACAUUUCCGAUGAGUGUGACUUUGUUAAUGCUUUAAAUACUUGUUUACUCAAAACAGUUCCAGGAAUUGAUCAAAUGUUUAAGAUUUAAGAAAAUUUGUCCUGUUUUGAAUAUAAUUAGUGAAAAAAAAAAACAAAUUAAACGUUACUGCAGAAAAGUAGAUACCACUGACAGGAAGAAUAGAGAAAAUAUUUGAAUUAUAUACAAACUGUAAAAUGUAAUACGAAUAAAU
Leptopilina boulardi is the source of this 588-nucleotide messenger RNA. RefSeq lists its product as uncharacterized. Bases 36 to 446 code for a protein of 136 amino acids. The transcript has 5 exons. NCBI's taxonomy places the organism in Eukaryota, Metazoa, Arthropoda, Insecta, Hymenoptera, Figitidae. The record is from RefSeq and is a predicted model, not a curated record. Gene Ontology annotation, molecular function: odorant binding.